CCCGCCCCUCAACGUCAUAUGUGCGCGACGAAGAGAAGGGUGCAAGAUGGUGUGCCGCUGUCUGCCCAGACUGAUCUGCAGGCCGGCAACAUCCGCGAGCUGCCAUUUUAGGAGGCCUGGGCCUGGCAGUCUGCCACGUGGCAGCAGAUUGCUCUCUGACUUUGCCUGCUCGAAGGCCCCCUUUGGGACCAGGAGAUGGUCCUGUUAUAGGGGCAGAGUGGACCACGGUGUGCCCCUUCUUCAGCUGCGGACUCUGAGCUCCGUGCCAUCUCCCGGUGCCACUCCAGGACUCUACGAGAGGUUUGCCGACUCUGCUGUGGUUCACUUUACAGAAGACGUCCUCACUUCGGUGCAGCAGACCACAGGCCUCCCGUGGUGGGCCACCAUUGUGUGCACCACAGUCGCCCUGAGGACGGCCGUCACGCUGCCCCUGGGGGCGUAUCAGUCAUUGAUCAUCGCAAAGGUUGAAGCCCUGCAGCCGGAGAUUGCGGAGUUGGCCAAGCAGUUGCAUUACGAGGUCUCCGUGCGGGCGCAGCAGAGAGGCUGGGCACAGAAGGAAGCACGGUUUCACUUUAAGAAGACCCUGCGACGCAUUGUGGCCGAGCUCUACGUGCGGGACAACUGCCACCCGUUCAAAGCCAGCCUUCUCAUUUGGGUCCAGCUGCCCAUGUGGCUCAUUGUGUCCUUUGCCCUGCGGAACCUGAGCCUGGGGACAUCGGACACUGGGGCAGCUGUACAUGAAGCCCUUGGCACCGGUGGGGCACUCUGGUUUCCUGACCUCACGCUGCCUGACACAACGUGGCUCAUGCCCGUGUCCCUCGGCCUUCUCAACUUGCUCAUCAUCGAGAUCUUCGCCUCGAGGAAGUUGGAGCCGACAAAGUUCCAGACGUGGGUCACUCACUUCAUGCGUGGCAUUUCGCUCGCCAUGAUUCCGGUGGCGGCCACAGUCCCGUCGUCCAUGUCACUCUACUGGCUCACCUCCAGCACCGUGGGCCUGCUGCACAACCUGAUGCUGCGCUCGCCCACCAUGCGGCGGCUCUGUCACAUUCCCCGCAGCCGCAACGACUCGGACACUCCCUAUCGAGACCUCUGGGGGGCUCUGCGGGCCAAGCUGCCCAGGUAGGCUGGUGCACCCCUGCUGCACUGCACCACGGUGGGUUUGACGGACUGAACAGCUCUGGGGUUUACUUUGGCAUAAGAGCGAGGAGUGUGGGCACAGACGCCCCCACCAGACAAGGCUCCUGGGGGUGACAGAUUGAAGUGAUGUCACCCCAACUAUGGACAGGUGGUCUGCUCUUACUGGUUUGUGGAGGUGACUGCAAAUGUACAAGACAAAGGGGCGGCGGGCACAAGACUGAAAUAAAAGCUGCGUGAAUCAAA
Molecule: messenger RNA, 1380 nt
Organism: Polypterus senegalus (gray bichir)
Lineage: Eukaryota; Metazoa; Chordata; Cladistia; Polypteriformes; Polypteridae
Product: cytochrome c oxidase assembly protein COX18, mitochondrial
Exons: 7
Coding region: 47-1123 (358 amino acids)
Biological process (GO): protein insertion into mitochondrial inner membrane from matrix; mitochondrial respiratory chain complex IV assembly
Cellular component (GO): mitochondrial inner membrane
Molecular function (GO): membrane insertase activity
Source: RefSeq, a predicted model, not a curated record